This is a messenger RNA of Anneissia japonica, 844 nucleotides long. RefSeq lists its product as uncharacterized. The coding region runs from base 241 to 699 and encodes 152 amino acids. The transcript is spliced from 2 exons. The record is from RefSeq and is a predicted model, not a curated record. NCBI's taxonomy places the organism in Eukaryota, Metazoa, Echinodermata, Crinoidea, Comatulida, Comatulidae.
UUUUACUCAUUUGCCUGUGUCGGACACUGAAUAAAAGUUAAUACUGUUCAAUAAAAUGCGAUUGCGAGACCCUUUAAAAUCAAUUUAUUUGUCCAGUCUAUUCAUAAAUUAAUCACAUAUGCAUGAUUGGGUAGCGAUGACUAUAAACCAAUUCUCAGAUUAAUUUUGAGGACACUUCAACGACGGAUAUUAUUAGACAUUAUAAUCGACGAUUGUAUACCGAUACUUUAUCGCGCCACCAUGGAAAACAAGGUCAAAUCCAUAAUGCUCCUGCUUCUGAUUGUGGUUUGUGACAGUAGCUGUCCAUCUACUUGGUACGCCAUACCUGGAAACCGAUGCAUCAAAGUAUACGUAGGGCAGACAGAUUUGUUUAAUAUUCCAGGCACUGAACCAUGCGCGAAGUUCUCUGAUGAUACAAGGGUUUCAACAUUUUUCCCCGUGACAGAUGAAAACUACAAUGUUACAAAGUCGUUACUUUUGAAUCUAGUUCCUUGGUCAUCUCUAUACUAUCUGGAUUGGUCCACUGAUGGAACUAACAUUUUUGAUAGCGAUGGAAAUGGCGUAUAUCUGAACAUAGGAAAUCUUGAUACAGCCGCCAUGAACUGUGUUGUUGUUGACAUGACGACUGAUACAGUGAAUGCAUACUGCGAUGACACAGUGAUUUCGUACGUUUGUGAAAUGAAACCAUGUGGUUAUUAGUAACGUUUUUGGGAGAUGAAGUGCGAUCGCUGGAAUAAAAAAGAAUUAUAUCUUUUUUGUCUACUUAUUUUAUGCUACAAUCAUAUUAUUCAAAUCAUUUAACGAGUUCUGUUUAUUACAAAAUACACAAUUAAUUAUUAUUAAU